AACAGCCAACACCUCACCAUGUUCGAGACCUUGUACGGAAAGAAGGCUGCCGCCCUUUACACUCAGGCUGGUGACUACCAGAAGACUGCUCGCUUCUACUACAAGAAGGCCGAGGACACCUACUACCAGGCCAACAACUGGGCUGCCUACGACGACUGGAGGCGCGCUCGCGACCAGUGGGACUACUUCUACUCCCGCAACCGGUAAAUGCAUUGCGGGACAAAAGACAGUAAACCUUCUCCUGGUUGCGAUCCUUUUUAGUUCCAGGGAGGAAAGUAAGAUAACUUGUGGAUAUUUAUUACCAGAGAUC
Molecule: messenger RNA, 310 nt
Organism: Guillardia theta CCMP2712
Lineage: Eukaryota; Cryptophyceae; Pyrenomonadales; Geminigeraceae
Exons: 4
Source: RefSeq, a predicted model, not a curated record